Belonocnema kinseyi is the source of this 1636-nucleotide messenger RNA. Its product is annotated as dipeptidase 1. The record is from RefSeq and is a predicted model, not a curated record. NCBI's taxonomy places the organism in Eukaryota, Metazoa, Arthropoda, Insecta, Hymenoptera, Cynipidae. Gene Ontology annotation, molecular function: metallodipeptidase activity. Gene Ontology annotation, biological process: proteolysis. The transcript is spliced from 10 exons. Bases 3 to 1229 code for a protein of 408 amino acids.
GGAUGAGGAUGGUGGUGGGCAUGAUGGUGCUUGGCCAGCUCCUGACGAGGAUCCUGCUAGCGGCUCAUGCAGGUGAUCGUCUUGCAGCAGCUCGAAGGAUUCUAAGAGAUGUGCCUCUCAUCGAUGGACACAAUGACUUACCUUGGAAUAUACGAAAGUUCCUGAAGAAUCAACUGAGAGAAUUCAAGUUUGAUGACCUCAGAAACAUCUCUCCUUGGUCCCAGAGCGCUUGGAGUCAUACGGAUCUCCGGAGACUCAAAGAAGGCAUGGUUGCCGCCCAGUUCUGGUCGGCGUACGUGCCCUGCUCCUCUCAGCAUCUGGACUCGGUACAACUUGCCCUCGAGCAAAUCGACCUAAUUCGAAGACUGGUGAACAAACAUCCCCAAAAUAUGGUGCUCGUGACUACAGCCGAGGGGAUAGAAAAAUCACAUAAAGAAGGUAGAUUAGCAAGCCUCAUCGGAGUAGAAGGGGGACAUGCGGUCGGAGCGAGUCUCGCUGUGCUGCGGAUGCUGUACGAGUUAGGGGCGAGAUAUCUCACCCUCACUCAUACGUGUAAUACACCUUGGGCAGACUGCAGCACGGCCGAUGAACCGGGUCAAGUGCCUCACACCGGCGGUCUCUCCAAUUUUGGAAAGAGCGUCGUUCAGGAGAUGAAUAGACUGGGAAUGAUGGUGGACUUAUCACAUGUGUCCGUGCCGACUAUGUUGGAUGCGAUGAGGACAUCGAAAGCUCCAGUGAUCUUUAGUCACAGCAGCGCUCACGCCCUCUGUAAUUCCUCAAGAAAUGUUCCAGACCACGCGUUACGUCUUCUGGCGCAAUCGGGAGGUAUAGUAAUGGUAUCUUUCUACCCUUAUUUCAUCAGCUGUGGUGAGAAGUCGACACUGGAAGAUGUGGCUGCGCAUAUCAAUCAUGUACGGAAAGUAGCUGGGAUCGAUCACGUGGGUAUUGGAGCAGGCUACGAUGGGAUCAAUCUGACACCUACGGGAUUAGAGGAUGUCAGUAAAUAUCCUGAAUUAUUCGCCGAAUUACUCGCAAAAGGAUGGUCGGAAAGAGACAUUCAAAAACUAGCUGGCUUAAAUCUAAUUCGUGUCUUCAAAGCAGUGGAACAGGUAAGAGAUCGAAUGGCAGAAGAAGGUAUGGAACCCUUAGAGGAAGAAAUUCCCAAGGAGGACAUCAUUGGCCGAGAUUACUGCCGUUACAAUAUCAAAAGACUGUCCAGCGAUCCGUAAGACGAAGCACUGAGAGCCAGAAAUUCUCGAGACGUCUAUCGAAUUUUCCUACUAAGCCCGUGCACUGACGAUGCCAUAAUCUCCAAUCGCAAACUUGCGUCUCAACCUCUUCUCAUAGCGACGUGCAUUUCGAAUCGAAACUAUCCUCGAACAGAAUUGAAAUCAUGUCCUUCGAACAUCCUUUCCUUCCUCUCCAGAUUCUCAUCUUUUCCUGUACAUAUAGAUUUUUUUUUAUCAAAUUCAACUUUACACAAACAGUUGUCAGAUUACUCUGAAAAAAAUGUAGAAAGUACGAUUUUUCAGGAUAUAUAAACUGGUAAGAGACUGACCAAUUUUAUUACUGCAAUUUAUUACUUUUCACUAUAUAUCAGAGAAUAUAUAGUGCUAAUUGUUGUUUCUAAAUGGUG